GCCCCUUUCAGGUAUUCUAUGCGCUAAGGGCUAAGGCUUGCUACUCGUUUUACCCCUCUGGCUGAAUACAUUCACGAUCUUUGAGUGGACCAGGUUGCAGCAGCCCCAGUAUGGUGUUAAAUCGUUGCUUGCUAUUCGUGCAGUGCCUCGCCUGUUUUGCUGAUCACACCUUCUGGGAUGUUACAUGACGUGGAUUAGCUUCGUCUGACCUUGCUCCGUCCUUUCUGGCCGGGCACGAGAAGUCUACCGAUUGCUUGCUUUGGGACUACCUUAUGACUGCGAUAAGUGAUGGUUCCGGCGUGUCCCUCUUCAAACUUCAGCAUUUCACUCUGCCCGGUGACAUGCUCUUGAUCAGCCAAUAACCGUCAAGUGCCAGACUGUGACGUCAGCAACCAGGAGUAUAAAUAUCCUGCGCAUCAAUCCAUUCUUUAGUGGGCCAGAUUGCAGCAGCACCAGUACGAUGGUAAACUGCCGCUUGCUCUUCGUGCAGAGAAACUGGAAAGUGAUAUGCCUUGUGGGCAUUUUUCUAGUGAUGGUUGCUUCACAAAUAGUAAAGGCAGAACCUCCAGCUGUUUCAACGUGCUACUCUAUAUGCUACCGAGAGAAACCGAAGUCAUUUUGCCUCGUCAAGCAAAAUGGAACAUGUACAUGCACCUGCGUCACUACCAUUGUUCCUUGUCGGCCUUUGCUCAGCCAGAGUUGCGGCCCUAACAACACACAACGUUGCACUGAUGGAAAGGAGUUGUGCCUCUGCCGUUGUGGAAACGCCCAAGCACCUACCAAUUCAACGUUCCGGAAGCGCGACAUUUUGAUAUCCUUUCAAUAUGGAGUUUUCUUACACGACAGUUCAACACUCGUUUUGUGCAUAUUAUUGUUUAGGGCACAGGUUAUCAAGGAGCUGUUGUGUUAAAGGGAUUUUGUGGUUCAAGUUCGACGAAUCAGUUUUUUAGCCCCAGAUGGGAAAUGUUCAAGUCUGAGUCCGAAACUUCCACAGCUAAUACCAUGAACGAAAUCACGCAGUAAUACGUAUGGUAAUAGUUGACCACGUUGAAACUCUUGAGCUGCUGUACAAAAAGUGAGUGGGGCUUUGGUCUAGAAAUGAUGGUUAGAAGUGAUGUAGUUGAUGCUUUAUUGCUCUGUGCCAAAGCCCUAAUCCUGGGCCCAUCCUACAUUAUGGGUAUGUGCCAGGUGAAGGCUGAUCAUUAUCAUUGUCAUGUACACUUAUUUGCUGAUGUCGACAUGGUUUUCAUAAACCCGAAAACAAAGACUGGCACGCCAAUGACCGCCAUAUUGUCCAGAACAUCUUCUAUGCCAUGCACAUUUUAUUAUACUUUUACAGUGACAUCUUCAUAUCAUCUUAUCAUCUUCACAUUUUUUAUACGAAUCUGCAAAAUACAUGCACAGACACCUGAGUUGUUGCAAUAAGUGCGGAACACAAGAAACCUGCAGAAAUUGUCCAGUGGAGUUUAUCAAUAGCUCAGUGGUAAGCGCACCAUACUCACUAAUGCUAAUCGCAGCAGUGGUAUAGGUUCGGAUUCUUCAGGUGGGGAUUGAGGGCAACAUUUAAGUUUUCUUCGCUAUAUGGAAAUUGUGAAUCUGGGUAUAACGAGGAGACGUGAUAGUUACCAUGGACGUGCUCAGCGUAAUCGACGUAUGGGCCGGAGGGAUGCAGAAGGGGAACCCUGUUUCGAGCACGGACCUGUUUUGUGGUAAAAUAACAAUCGUCUACUGAUCCUGGGCAUAGUUCUUGCUUUGAAAACGAUUACUUUACGUGGGAUUGCAUGAAAAUUUCAUUUGCAGGACCUAAAUAAAUCACUCGUAGCCUCAGCUUUCGUAAGUUACGCAAGUCUAUGGAAUACGCAAUAGAUUGCCGAUUGUUGAGGUAAUUAUGCGCUGUACACGUUUGUCUGAUCAGUACGCAUAUUGUAGCAUGCACAGAAACUUAGAACGUGGGACCUUUAGUGCAACCACAAAUGAAAGCUCCAACAUCGGUCAGCUAUUUGCCUACAUCGGUCCUUACCGGCACAUUCUAGGCUGCGUAUUGGCCAGCUAAUGAUUCUGUCACGGUAUGACGAAAUUACCGGCAGCUAUUGUUGUCUUGUUCAAAUGACCACGUUAUUGUGGUCUUGUACACAAGCGUAACGAUAACGCUUGUGUACAAUUUUACAUUGCUGGUAUUGUUACAACAUGGCAAGGAUUGCAAGGCUGUUUUAUAUUUUUGCCAUAUAUUUUUCAGAAGCGGCGAAAUAAGCUCCCGUGCGUGUAUGAAGUGGACAACUACCUUGUACUUCAUAAUCAGUCGAGUGUUAGGAGCUCCAGUCAUUUUGGCCAAUAAAGCUUUUCUUUAUAGAAGGUA
Dermacentor albipictus is the source of this 2356-nucleotide messenger RNA. The record is from RefSeq and is a predicted model, not a curated record. NCBI's taxonomy places the organism in Eukaryota, Metazoa, Arthropoda, Arachnida, Ixodida, Ixodidae.